AUGAGGCUCUCAGCAAUAUUAUACUUCUUUGUGCUGCUCUUUUCAUCACAAAUCAACGCUGAGAUACAAGACAAAGCAGUAUUCAAGCAGCCACUACGGCUUUUCUCUAAGCAACCUAUGACUGGCUAUUAUCGAGAUGGAUAUUGCCGCACUGGAGCCGCAGACUUUGGGAACCAUGCUGUGGCAGGUGUUGUGACAGAGGAAUUUCUUGACUAUUCAGCGUCGCAGGGCAACGACCUUCGCGUGGUGGGAUUGAAAGAGGGUUGCAAGUGGUGUCUCUGCACUUCUCGAUGGUUGGAGGCUUUCUCGGCUUAUAAAGAUGGAAGGAUUGGUAUGAACGGAGUACCCAAGGUGGAUUUGGACGCGACAGAGGACAGUGCGUUGAGGAAAGUCGAUCUGGACACGUUCAAACAAUUCGCCGCUAAAUCGGAGCAACAAGGAAGCAGUGAGCUCUAA
Messenger RNA from Lithohypha guttulata, 456 nucleotides. RefSeq lists its product as uncharacterized. Bases 1 to 456 code for a protein of 151 amino acids. The record is from RefSeq and is a predicted model, not a curated record. NCBI's taxonomy places the organism in Eukaryota, Fungi, Ascomycota, Eurotiomycetes, Chaetothyriales, Trichomeriaceae. The transcript has 2 exons.